GGCUAUUUCUCAUUUAUUAGGAGUCAAUGAUUUUACAUGCUUCAUAAAACAUACGAUUAAUAAAAAUAAUCGUAAGUUCGUCUGUGAAUGGAAAAACGGAGGAGACUUAUCAACCCCAUUAACACUCUACGCACAACAGAGGCGAUGCAGUUGUGAACCCAUAAAUAAGAAGAAUGCAACUGAAUUUACUUUCAAUGCCUUUAAAGUAAUAAAAUGGAGUAUAACAGCUCACGUAAUUGCAACCAGUGAAGAUCAAAGCCGGUGCACCUACAAAAAUUUCAGUGGAUAUUCAACGCAGAUAACGCGGUGCGGUCCUCCCUCUAAACAGAAUCUAAUUUUUAAAAGAAGCUCUGGUCAUUUGUCUGUUAAAGUGGACUGGGGAGAUGAAAGAAAUUAUAUUAAAAAGUUCUCUGUAAAGUAUAGAGAGUUCAACACUGCAAUGUGGAAAGAGAAACAGUCUAAAAACAGCAGAGAGUGUGAUAUGUGGAAUGUGACGUCUUCUCUGCCGUAUGAGUUGCAAAUACAUUGUGUUCACAAUGAAGAGUGCGCGCAGUGUCCACUCAGUGAGGUCAUCGUGGUCCCGCGGGAACUCACAGAUGCACCAUCAAUCCAAUGGGAGUUUCAAGACCAUAUACAAAACCCUUUUAUAUCAGCAGGACAGAGAAAAGUGGUCGUGAUGUGGGAGUAUGCAAACAGUGAGGCUGUGGCUGACUACAAUGUGACCGUGGGGAAAGUAUCUGGGGAAAACAUCACUCUGUGUAACAGUUUCAGCACUAAGGAUCCAUCUCUCACCCUAAUCCUGUCUUACUCCGCAUACAAUAUCAGCGUCAGGGCUUUGAACAGUGUUGGAUCGUCUCCUGUUUCCAGUAUAGCCAUUGAGCAAAUGGAUGAGUGGAGAGAUUCGCUUGGGCUGUUAAGCGUUAACAUAACCAGGAACAACAGUUUCAGUCUGUCCUGGAGCAGCUCGGUCUCUAGCGUGUGUUACUGUGUGGAGUGGUGGGCCAAAGGACAGAUUCCAGCUUUCCAAUCAUUCUACGCGAAGCAGACGCACAGAGAAAUAACCGAGAAAUCUAAGAGAAUUUUUCAGCCCUAUACGAGAUAUUAUUUCUCUCUGCACACCAGACCAUACCUGGACACCUGCGACCUGAAGAAUGUGAACAACAGUGAGAGGACAUAUGGCACAGCCCAAGCUUACUUCAGUGAAGAAAGUCCGAUUAGUGCUCCUGGGAAUGUGAGCAUUUUGAAUAUUACCCAGUAUUCCUCAGUGAUCACGUGGAGUCCCGUGUCUGAGGAAGACUUGCGUGGAUUCUUAUUAGGCUACUACAUCUACUACACAGAGGACAAUAAUGAAACAUCCUUUAAAGUGGAUCCCAGCCUAAACAGUUUUAAGCUGCUGAAUCUUAAAAGCAACAGUGCGUACCGUGUACAGCUGUCUGCAUUUACAGCGGCUGGAGAAGGAGAGCGCACCGAUUUCAAACACUUUGUCACAAACCCGCCAGAAUUCACUGCUUUGAGCAGCAUUAUAGCUGCGGUGAUUGUGGGAAUAAUAGUUCUUUUACUAGCGGUUCACUUCAGCUGUCGGCUUCUGCACAGAGCCAAGAAACUGAUGUGGCCAAGUAUACCAAAUCCUGAGAAUAGCAAUGCUGUUCAGAAAAUUGAAAUUGCCUAUGAACUGGGUAUCCUGGAGCCACUGAACAGGCAGCGGUUAGAGGAGAGUGAGGGAUGUGAUUCCAGUACAGUGUGUGUUGUUGAGAGCAAAAGGGAGGCGACUCCUCUCAGCAGUCCUCCCAUUUCUCACGCUGGUGUGAAGCCCACCAUCCAUCUUCUCAGUGGAGAUCAGGACAGCCCAUCCAUCCUGGAUGAGAUCACACCCCCAGACACCCCAACACAAGUCCCCUCCAGAGAGUCUGUUUCCACAGAGACCUUCCCUAUGGACUUUGGUAUGACAGACUCCACUUUGAGCACUUCUGUUGACAAUGACAUCACAAGUUUAGAAAGCAAAGACCCUGGAGAGACCAUCUCCAACAUGACACGGUCGGACUUCAUCCCAGCAUCCCAACCUGCUGUUGUGUUCAUGAGUGAUUACACCACCAUGGAGAUCUUCCAGCAGGUCACUAUGAUUGGGAUUCAGGGUCCAUCCAUCCAAACAGUGAAACCAGAAUUUGUUCCUGUACAUCCAGGGCAGGAUUACAUUCGGCAGUCCUGUUUUUCAAGAAAUAGACAGUCUAAUAACCCAUCAGGGGCAUGUAAUGGUGAUGAAGUUUUGAACCCAGAAAUCACAGUGCUCUGAAGUGCGUUUAUCCAGUGAUUUACAGAACUGUUACAAAGAAAAUCACUCUGGAGCAUCCUGAGGUUAUAGGAGCCGCGUUUAAGGGUACAAGGUUCAUUGUCCUGUUUCUGACUGAGCUUUAGCCACUACUCAACACCUCCCAUAAAAGAUGGAACACGUCACUUUUAAUGGCAGUGGAUUGGACCAAAGGCUCAGAAUUCUGAAAUGCCCAGUGCUCAUGACAAAGACUCCUACAUCAAUGACACAGCCCUAGCAUACCUUAAAUAGAGCGUUCCAUCUAAGGCUAGGUUCACACUGUCAGUCCAAAUCCACUUAUUUGUGUAUCGGAUUGUAAUUUGAUCUAUUUGUUUGACUGUGUGUGUUCAGAUCCUAUUUGCAGUGCUGGGUAGUAGCUGAUAAUUUUUAAUCUGGAUUACACAAUCAGAUUCCAAAAAUUACUUGUUAUUAGAUUAUAUUAUCUAAAAUACUACAGAAUAGACUACAGUUACUUUUUACAGUAUUGAUUACAUGAUUACAUUACGUUACAAAAUGUAUCUAUUCUCCCUGAUAUUUUUUUAUCUUUUAAAUUUUCCUUUCUAAAAAAAACGUAUUUCUUCUGUUCAGAUAGCCUUUCAGUUUUGUGGAAUUGCACGCACAGACCAGCCACUAGUCAGCUGGUUGUAAUUACACACAAAAUUGAGAGGUUAUUAUUAUAAAUUUCUAUACUAA
Molecule: messenger RNA, 2998 nt
Organism: Rhinichthys klamathensis goyatoka
Lineage: Eukaryota; Metazoa; Chordata; Actinopteri; Cypriniformes; Leuciscidae
Product: leukemia inhibitory factor receptor
Exons: 13
Coding region: 440-2290 (616 amino acids)
Biological process (GO): cytokine-mediated signaling pathway
Cellular component (GO): external side of plasma membrane; signaling receptor complex
Molecular function (GO): cytokine receptor activity; cytokine binding
Source: RefSeq, a predicted model, not a curated record